CCUGGAAUCAGCUGUCUCUUCCCAUGUAUGUCACCCCUCCCUCCCUGUAACUCACUACCUCUCCUCCCCACCCUCCUUGUCACACUCUCUCUCUCCUUGUCUCCCUUUCUCUCUCUAUCCCUUCGUCACUUCCAGUCUGAGUCUGAGAGUCACAUCCGGCACCUGGAGAAACAGAGAGAGAGAGAGAGAGAGAGACAGGGACAGGGAGAGACUGCCGGCGCAGAGGGGUGGCCUGGGACAACGAGAUCUACGUCAUAGUGUGACCGAGGAAGUGACAGAGGAGACACGGGACAGACAGACAGACAGAGACUAUCUACCUGUGUUGAUCGGCAGGUGGAGAAGAUACCUGUCCGGCCGGUAGCUCCUCACUGAAAACAGGGCUACCUACCUCUAGAAGCACCCAGUAGACGACCACCAUUUAUCUGAUCUACUCCAGAGACCUUUAACCGGAUUGACCUCCCAGCCAGAGGCUCCAGAUAUUCAGAAUUCCAGCUUUGGAACACUCAAGACUCAGGUUCCAAACGAGUUAGAAUUUUUUAUUUUUUUUUCAAAUCUAAGAAAACAUGCAUAUUUGUACACUCUUAUAUGUAUUUUAAAACUAUGACUUUUAUAGGUGUUUCUACUCUCUGCAUUCCCUGGCCAGACUGGAAAUACUUGACUCUGUGAAUAUUUUUUGCCUGGAGCUCCUUUUAGAUUUUUCAUAUUUUUUAUUUUUUUUUUAACCAUCCAAAAUAUAUCAAACUUGUAGCUACAUUUUGGGCCUUUUUUGUGUGAAAACCUCACACAGUCCAUGAUCUUAUAAUUUAUUCAAAUUUCCAGAAAAAAAUAAAUCUUCAGAUUGCCCGCGAAGGACUGACCAAAACAAAUGUAUUUUAUUUGUGAAAUAUUGUGCAGUCUUUAAAAUGGAUGUUUCCUGUAGAAGCUGUACAUUUGGAUUAAAAUCCUACAGUUUUGGUUAAAAACCCAUUCCAGCAUGGGCUAUAAUUAACACGAUAUUUUUAUAUAUAUAUUUAUAUAUUGAGACAUUUUAAAUCCUUGCAAAAAUAGGUGUCCCCUUUCUUUUUCUUUUUUUACAUUUUCUUUUGAUCAUUUUUUGGGAGUAAUUGGGAGAUGAACGGGUUUUCCAUCAAAGAGUUGUGCUGCCUCUUUUGUUGCCCGCCGUGUCCUGGCAGAAUUGCGGCAAAAUUAGCAUUCUUGCCACCUCAACCCACCUAUGCCAUUGUACCUGAAGCGGAAGCACCCCCUGCGACUGGCAGUGGACGUGGCGCAACAGGGAUUAUGGGAAGAUGGAAGCUACAUCUCACGGAUCGUGCCGACUUCCAAUACUCUCAGCGGGAGCUGGACACCAUAGAGGUUUUCAUGACCAAGAGUAAUCGAGGAAAUCGAAUCGCCUGCAUGUACAUCCGUUGUGUGCCCGGCGCAAGGUAUGGGCUUAAUGUUGUAGUGUUGGUUGUUUACUUGUCUAAUUUAGUAUUUACUGAAUUGCGUUUAUUUAUUUUGGAAGGGGGGAAAGUUGAAUCUUUAAUGUGAUUUGUGAAUUUUUCAAACUUUGUUUUCUUCCAAUUGCAAUUCUAGCUAAUUUUACUUUUUCUGUCCUGUAAAACUCAAAAAACUUUUCUGAACAUAUUUACCACCACUUUAAGUUCUUCCUCACCUUCGUCUGCCAUUCUUCCUUUUUUUUUUUUAACAAUAAUGUUUGUAGUGAACUAAUUCAACCUUGUUUGCUUUCCCUUUUACUGUGUUCCCACACCCUUUUCUACAGGUUCACCGUGCUAUUCUCUCACGGCAAUGCUGUAGAUUUGGGCCAGAUGAGCAGUUUCUAUUUGGGCCUUGGAACGCGCAUCAAUUGUAACAUCUUUUCCUACGAUUAUUCUGGAUACGGAGCAAGCUCAGGACGGCCCUCUGAAAAGAAUCUCUACGCUGACAUUGAUGCCGCCUGGCAGGCUCUGCGUACCCGGUGAGUACAUUAGUUCAAAAUAAUCUACAAACUUGAUCCAAGUAAUAAUAAAAUGAGAGAAAAAAAAAAAAUGAAUUCUAACGUAUUAAAAAGUCUCAUUAUGUGAUAUAAUCCAGCAGCUAUUGAACAGUGUAAUAUAAUUUUAAACACUUUCAUCCAUCAUGUGUUUUGUUUUUUGUUAAUACUAUUUUAAAGGAACACUCCAAACACCAUAAUCACUACAGCGUGAUGCAGUGGUUAUGGUGCCAGGAAUGCCCUGGCUCCCCCCAUUGUAAGUAGUUUAACCUUUUUAGAGCAGUUUGACUCCUUACCUGGGGUCAGCUAUUUGCCACUCUCUGCCCCUCUGCACAGCCAGAAGCUCAUGAGUAGGAGCUUCCACAACCUUACCUCCACUAAGCCCUGCGGUGCAGGACUAGCUUGUUGGCUGAGAGCGUCAGCAAAUUGCCCUCCGCCAUGGAGCUAAGCACUGAACCGCAAGCUUAGUUCAGACAGAGAACUUUACGGUAGAGAUGAGGAUGUAAUGAAGGCAGGGACUGGUGCUCGGUGUCCCCCAUGUAAGAACUCAAACUGCUGUAGUAGUUAUGGUGCUUAGUGUUCUUUUAAUGUAAGUUCCAUUUACUUGUUUAUUUUUAUAGUUUAUGUAUUCAUUACAAUAACCUAAUAUUUCCAUUUUAAGGCGGCACUGUCGUUUGCUUGUUUUUUCAUAUUUUGCGUUUAUCAAUAUCACAAGAACUCCUCCAUUGAACUUAUUGCUCACUGCGCAAGAAGAUACCUUUUCCACCAGUCCCCAGUGAUGGCUGAUGGGAAAUGACAAAACGUUAUAGGUCCUUGGCCUUUUGGCAAACUCAGAAAUAGCAACAAGGCAGAAAAGAUCGUAUUUUGUUUCGUGAUAUGUUUUGAUAGUGGUAAAGUUUUGAAGAAAUUUCAAUGCAGUCAGCGAAUGACUGCAUUGAGUAUUUUCUAAAGAUUAUAUCUUUGUGAAUUAAUCCAAAGUAACAGGGCAGUUUCAAGUCACACUGGGGAUUCCAAACUAGGAACUGGUGAGAUUUGACAGUGGCAUUGUGUGGCCUGUUUAAUUAAUUACGUGUACCGUGCUGUCCGGAAUGUAGGGGGAGUGUUUUCAACUUGUCUUUUGUCAUGUGAUAUAACACAAUGAGGAGGACUUAGAAAAUCCUUACGACUGUUGCUACAACUAACUGUGUGUUUGUUGAUUUUUACGUACAGAUUUCCCCUCCGAGUUUAGGAACAAAACAACUUGACAUUUUUGUCAAUUUUCCUUCACUGGAAGUGAUGUUGCUGUAAAUAUAUUUUAUAAGUUAUUGUAGAUAAAAUAGCACAAUUAAAAGGACACUCAAAUCAUUAUAAAACAUAUGGUCCUAUGGUGCUCUUGGGACUUGCCCUAAAAUGCUGUCAUUACAAAUUGCAGUUUCAAAGAAGGUGUAUCUGUGCUGAGUUGGCAGGAAAAAAAAAAUUCUCAUGCCUGAGCAGUACUAGUCCUUAGGAAAACCUCGAGACCAUAAUACCAUUGCAUGUCAAUUAGAUGACUGUACUUUUCUGUGUGUUUACAAAAAAAAAAGCCCACUUUCUUGCGUAGAUUUUACAGCUAUACAAUGCUAUUUGUGUUCUCUACAAUAGUCUGAGCAUGCUUGACACAGCAUUGAUGCUUAAAGGGAAAAUUCAAUAAAAUUAAAAUAAAAAAACUUGUAUCAAGCAUUUGAGAAACCCUUAUUGAUCCAAAAAAAAACUCCUUCAGUCCCACCCAUUGCAUGUCGAAAAAGUGGGAUUUUAAGUGGCAAGGAAUUUUUAGAACUGGCUAGUAGACUAGGUCUUGGCAUUUGGAUCCUUGAUUAUAUAAGAAUGGUACUUUAAGAUUAUCUGCCUAUCACUGAAUUUAGAUGAGGAGUUUGAGAACUCUGUGUACUGUUCUAUAGUGUAAUUGUAGAAAACAGGUGCAAUAUCCUCGAGGUUUACUUCCCAGAUAAAGCAGGGUUUCAGCAGGUGAACUCUGGAAAUAUAACCAGACCUGUCCAGAUUGCAGGACACUCUGGAUUGUAGUUGGCACCAAAGCACCAUCUGACCUGCAAUCUGUCUGUACCGACCUCUGCAUAUACCACCUGGCACAAUCGGUGCCCUUUAGGAGCAUCCUGCAAGCAACCUUGAUGGCUCUAGUAUGGAGAGGGUUUCUCCCUACUCUCCCUUUGCCGAGACCUGCAGUGCAAAGGGUGAAAGACCUAGAUGUAGAGGUGCCACAGAUGGUAUUUUGUAAUUCUAAAAAAGAGUCACCUGGUCCCGUCUCAGCUUCCAUGCACUCCUAAACCGUAAUAAGAAUGGUGUCACUUAUCUUCUUUUCUCUCCCAAGGUAUGGCAUAUGCCCAGAAAACAUCCUGCUGUAUGGACAGAGUAUUGGCACAGUGCCAACCGUGGACUUGGCAUCCCGCUAUGAGUGCGCAGCUGUGAUCCUGCAUUCACCUCUGACCUCGGGGAUGCGAGUUGCCUUUCCUGACACUAAGAAAACCUACUGCUUCGAUGCCUUCCCAAAGUACGUGAUAUUAAGGUUUGGUUUUAAGCAAGAAAUGGCUUUAGGCAGGAGAUACGUUUCAUAGCAUUACUUGCAGGAACAUGUUUUAAUACUUGCUCGGGAAGGUUUUAGGAAUCCAUAUUUAAGGUUGACAUAUGGACAAAAUUAAAAUAUUAAAUAGCACUUCUUAUAAGAGACUUUUAUGCAAGGAUACAUGUCCAAAUGGAAUACCUUUUAUCUGGUAUAGUCUAUAUGUACCCCACCUUAAAUAAAACCUCUGCAGGCUGUGCUGUAUGCAGGCUAUUAAAUCAUAGUUUAAUAUAAUUUGGCAAACCAGCAAAUGUAAUGGAACUCUCUGUUCUGAGUUAACAAGUAUGACAUAGUCUAGUUUUGUAGUUCUGACAGCUCAUCUAUAUAUAUAUAUAUAUAUUGUGCUAGCCAAACAACUCGAAAUAAAGUUAGUUUAUCAAUGUACCUAUCAAUGCCCUUCUGGUGCUGUGCUUGAGAUAUGAGAUGCCAUGUGCAAUGCAUUGUAGGAUGCUAUGCAUAAAAUAUGUGGUAGGUCUGGUGCCUCUCAAAUCCAUUGACGGCAUUCCACUUGGAAAAGGCUUGUGUAAUCUUAAACAUCAUAUUUUCCAAUUUAAACUUUACCUAUCAAUUUUGCUAGGGUAAAGAAUAGGUUAUGUGUGUAGCUGCCUGAAGUUGACAUUGCCAAUAAAUUGUUUUGUGUAUCAAUUGUCUUUUAAGACCUCCCCUCCCCCCAUUAAACUAUUAAAGUGAUAAUCUAAGCACCAAAACAACUUUGACUUAAUUAAGUAGUUUUAGUGUAUAGAUCAUGCCUCUGUAGGCUUGCUGCUCAAUUCUAUGACAUUUAGGAGUUAAAUUACUUUUGUUUCUGUUUUUCCAGUCCUAGCCACACCUCCCCUGGCCAUGACUCACACAGCCAACAUGAAAAAAGUGUUUGUUUCAUUUUGAAUCAGAUGUCACAGCAGAACAGUUUUUAACUCAUGCUCUGUUAAUUGAACUUUAAUCACACAGGAGACUUCUGCAGACUAUUAACAGAGCAGGAGAUAAGAAAUUUGAAUUUUUAAAUAUUAGCGCUCUCUUUACAGGAAGUGUUUAGUAAGGCUGUGGAAGUCACAUGCAGGGAGGUGUGGCUAGGAUCUAUACACCAUAACUGCUUCAUUAAGCUAAAUUUGUUUUAGUGCUUAUAGUGUUAAUGGAUCGUCCAUAGAAUCAAUGAGGGUGGUACUAAUUAAUUAAACUGAAUAAUAGUAGUCUUGGGAAUUAUUGUUGUUCAAACUAAUUAAAAAGGAUCAGAUGAAAACAAUAUGUAAAUCCUGCAAUAACGUUGAGAUAACCUUGUUACUAGCAGUAAAUAGUCACAAUUCCAGCACAAUUGCUUUCUUUGUAUAGAAAAAUAACGAGUUAGCAGAACAAUCGGUUCUCUGAUAAAGAUUACUGUAGGUUGUACACAAAUUAGACAAUGCUUUCCAAAAGAAAGGCAAAGAAACAAACUCAAGGAUUUUUAUUAGUUUCUUUUUUAAUAUUUUUAUUUAAUUGUAGCAGUUCUUAUAAUCAAAGUAUCCUUGGAAAAAAAUCAGAACCAAUAGCUUAACUAUUUAACUGUUCGUUAGGAACAAUAUUUUCUAAAAGUCCCACGAUAAUGACUUGACAGAAUGUAAGGUUGUAUAGGAGGCUGGACUAUUUAUUUUUUUUUUUUUUUUAGUUAAUAAGUACUUUCUGUGCUGGAGGCAAGUAUAUGACCUUGUAGAAACAAAAAUUGUUUCUACAUGCGGGAUUCCUUCUAGAACCACAUAUGUAAGUUCAAACUUGUGAAGUUACGUUGCUUCGGGGAAAACGUUUCCUGAUCUCAACAUUACUUUCAGUUGUACAUCCUUCUUGUAUAUCGGUAGUAAAACGAUUUUGGACAAAAAAGGAAGCUUGAACCUCCAGCUAGAAAGAAAACCGCAUGGCAAAUCAUUUAUUAAGUUGUAUGUUUUGUGAGCACUGUUAUAUUGCGUGUGUGUGUGUGCGCGCUCUGGAACCACGUAAGAGAUCAAUGAAAAAUGAUCGGUUCCUCUGGUUUUACUAUUUAUCGGGAUGUGUCUGAGUAAAAUGAACAUUUUUGGUUUAUUACAUAACCUACUGACAUUUAUCCCAAAUUUCAAAUAAAAAUAUUAUUGUCAUUCUGAGCAUUUAUUUGCACAAAGUGAAAACUUGUCAAAAAUAUAUUUAAAAAAAAUAGAAAAUGCAGUGUUUUCAGACCUCGGAUAGAACAAGUGCAUAUUCAUUUUUAAACAAAACAAUACUAAUGUUUUAACUUAAAGGGACACUAUAGUCACCCAGACCACUUCAGCUCAAUGAAGUGGUCUGGGUGCCAGGUCCCUCAGGUUUUAACCCUUCACAUGUGAACAUAACAGUUUCAGAGAAACUGCUAUGUUUACAUUUGGGGUUAAUCCAGCCUCUAGUGGCUGCCUCCACCGUGCAGAGCGUCCAUAGGAAAGCAUUGAAAAGACAGUGGUUUAAUUGAAAACCCUGUAGAGGCAGGCUAUAGACACCAUAGCAACUACAUUAAGCUGUAGUGGAUCUAGUGACAAUAGUGUCCCUUUAAUGACAGUGAGACAUGGGCUCCAAUAUUUAAAAUACGUUACCAGUCCUCAGGGAACACAACAAAAUAUGACAUUUUGACCCAAUGGCCUUAAUCAUAUAUGAUGUACAUGUUUUAAGGCCAUUGGGCCGAAACAUCGUGUUUUGUUGAUUGCCUAAAUAAAUUGCACUUUGCAUCCUACCUGUUGAACUUCCCGUGGAUUUUAAUUUAUAUUUUACUUUUGGUUGUCCAUGGCACCCGAACCAGAUUUUGCAAUACAGGAAGUCAAAGAAGGGACUGCUGCAGAUGCAGGCAACAGUGCAAAUUCAACUACUUGUAUUGAGUUUGGGGUAUCUUGGUUUCAUGCCGAACAAAGCUAACAGAUCAAGUCGAAUGUCUACGAUAGGACAUUCUUUUGCAAGUACUGCCGUAUCAUUCAACCUAUGAAAAGGUUGAAAGGUUCUGCACCUCCGUCAAACAUAAGAAUAGGUGCUUUUAAAAUAAGUUAUUUUUAAAUUGCACCGGUGUUUAAGUGAUUGUGGUAGUGAGCUUUUGAGGAAGAAGGAGCGAAACCUGCUGUAAAACAAUUGCAGAACAGGUUAGUUGGUAUGAGUGGAAAGGGUAAAUGACUGUAAUCUAAGAGUUGAUAAGAGUUACAGUUGAGUGAAACUGGAAGAAACCUUUAUUUACAUUAACAGUUUCACGGUGAGAACACUAUACAGAAUUCCGACGAGUGAUCAUGUGACAAAUUGCAUGCUUCAGACAAAAUACUUUCCUAAGCAUAUGCCAAAAAAUUGGUAGCAUUGAUUGCAGUGAUAAAAUCAUUAUUUUGCACAAUCAGGAAUGAAGUCAAAGAAAGUGUGUUACUGCUGUUUUGCAAAGCACUAAAAUACAUUACUUUCCUCUUAUAGAUUACGUGACAUUUUAUGAUAUUUAUAUUGUGCGAUACAUUGACAGCUUCCUGUUCUUGCCAAAUAAGGACAAAAUUUUCUGAUAUAUAGGUACAUAGUUAUCUAUUCUAGGUUGAAAAAGGCUGAGCCUUUCACACAUUUUUGUGCCUUUGAUCUAGGUGGAAAAAACAAACGAAUUGAUGUGACUGCCAAUUGUUCUUUAACCCCUUAAGGACCACACUUCUGUGACCUUCCUUGUGACUUAGUGUACCUCUCCCUUCCUUUCCCUGUCCUUUAGUGUACCUCUCCUCUCUCUUCCCUGUCACUUAGUGUUCCUUUCCCCUCACCUCCCCUCCCUGUCCCGUAGUGGUCCUCUCCCCUCUCUCCCUUCCUGUCCUUUAGUGUGUUUGUGUGUGUAUCCCUCUUUAGUGGUCCUCUCCUUUCCCUGCUAUGACUCAUUAACUCUCUUGUAGCGUGGCCAAGCGCAGCGGACUGUGGUACAGGAGCAUUAGUUUCCGGUACAUGGACGGACUGACAGGAAGUGCUCUCUCAGUGAGCACUUCCUGCCAGUCCGGCCGGGUACAGGAAACUUAAGCUCCUGUACCGCAGUCCGCUCAGCCACGCUACACUGAGUUACUGGUAGGAGGGAGCCCUUCCUUCCUGCUAGUUACUUGAUUCUUGCUCCCCCAGAGCCGGUGCGCCCCAAAACGGACGCUUGUGCUGCCUUACAGACAAUAGGAAAGAAUUGGGAAGCUGUUGCGCAUGCGCAGCAAAACACUGCAAUAAUAAGCAUCUCCUCAUAGAGUGCACUGAUCCAAUGCACCUCUAUGCCGAGCGUGGAGACACUGAAAGUCAGUGCUGCACAUUGUGCAACACUGACCCAGGAAGCACCUCUAGUGGCCAUCUGAGUGACUGUCAAUGCAGAUUUCCUAGACAGCAAUGCAAACUCUGCCUUUUCUCGGAAAAGGCAGUGUUUACAUGAAAAUGCCUGUAGGGACAUAUUGUACUCACCAGACCAACUACAUUAAGCUGUAGGGGUUCUGGUGACUAUAGUGUCCCUUUAAUGAAAGGUAGACAUGGGCUUCAAUAUUUGAAAUAAGUUACCAGUCCUUUGGGGAUACAGUCCAAAGAUAAAAGUUGUAACAAUAUGAGUAGUUUAUCCGAAGCUUGUGAUACUUUGUAGAAGUACCAAAAAGAGUGAAGCAGGAGGUCAGCAUUCAGUAGCCACGUGGCCAGUGGCUGAUACAUGGUUUCAUAUAGAAAAUAAAGAUAAUGAGUACUCCCAGCAACAACACUUAUUUGUACAAUAUAUAAGAUGGACCAGGCUUGGUAUAGAGCCAGUACAGGUAGUCCCUGGCCACAGCAAGGUUUACGAGUUUCAAUCCCGUAUGAACUUUCUCAAGAACAGUGGUGUAUUGCUAUUGACUAUAUAAGUAUCGUAUUAUCACAUCCCUUCUGGGUCUCCUUGUUCUCUAGAUCUUCUUCAAUAAAGUCUAAAUUCUUCUUAUUCAUUUUGUAACUCACCAUAAUUACCACAACAUGCUGCACUGCUUAUGGUCCUUGGAAUGUUCUUUUUUUAAAGCUGGUCUCUAAGCACCAUGACCACUACAGCUCAUUGUUGUAGUUAUGGUGUUAAAAUUUUAUAAGAACCAUCUUGGAGCCUUAGCUGGGAUGCAUCCCUAAGGUAAAAGAGCUGGUCUAACUUUCCUCCAGCACUCUCAUACUAUCCAUGCCGUCCAGAGUUCCAUCCAUACUUUAAUACAAUUAUAAGUGCAGCUGAGGAAAGGGUGGGCUAAGGGUGUCAGAGAGAGCCCUGCCUUUUUCAAACUGCUCCAAUAUAGUUUGGGGAAAAAAUAAAUCAAGAGAUGGUGCCCUUUGGCCAUAGGACCAUAACCACUACAAUCGGCUAUCAGUUAUGAUGAUAAUUAUAUAGACAUAGCAGUUGAAACAUAAGGUGCAGAUAAAGCAGUAUAAAUAGGAAUGGUGUUUGGUUUUAGCCAAGUGGGGGCCGGUGUGAUCUGUUCUUUCGUGUAGUCAUUUCCUUGAAGCAGUAAUUUACAGACAGAUUGUCAGGCAAGAAGAUGACUAAUUAGCCAUUCCUUUCACAAUUCCUGCUUCAGGGAAUAACUAACUCCAUUUUUACAAGUGCAAUUACUGUUUAAAAAAAAAAAAGUCAUAGCAGUAACGCAUUAUGACUAGUAUUUGUAAUUUACGUGUACGUUGAUUUAAUAUUAAUGACGUGUUUUCUUUUAUUCACAGCAUCGAAAAGGUAUCAAAGAUAAGUUCUCCAGUACUGAUAAUCCACGGGACAGAAGAUGAAGUGAUUGAUUUCUCACAUGGAUUAGCAUUGUACGAGCGUUGUCCCAAAACAGUGGAGCCACUAUGGGUGGAGGGAGCGGGACACAACGACAUUGAACUCUACAGCCAAUACCUGGAACGUCUACGACGUUUUAUUUCCCAGGAGUUGGUUUCCCAGCAGAGUAACUGAUGCUAUAAAAUACCGACGUCCGUUACCCUACAAGUAUCCCCGAUCUCAAUGGAUACUCAGUAAUAGGACAACUGCUUGUUUUUAUGAACUACUUAAAAUGACUGCAGAUGAAACCAUUAAAAUCUUGUUAAUUUAAACUGCGCAUACUUUGCUCUCUCUGGUACUACAUGCAGUUGCAAUACUGCUAUUGAGUGGGCAAGUAGACUACUUUAAACAGGCGUCUCUCCGUAGAGCGAGCUGAAGGGUGGUGUUUGUGCGACACAUGACAAUGUAUCUCAUCUGUGAUUACGUUCCUCUCCACUUGGCCUUGUAUGCCCUUUUAAAAAGGGGGAAAAAAGGAUCGUUAAUAAACACUAAAAUAAAACCCAUUGAGUGGGUUUUUACAUUUUUGCAAGCCCCUUCUUAGUGUUAAAAUAAGUUGACACGAGUCAUUGAGAUCUGUUGAUUCUAUUAAGGCACUUUGAAAGAAUAUAUUUGGCAUAACAUGCAAUAAGGCAUCUGUAAAUGCCACCAUUUUAAGUCCUUAACUUGUUUAUGGAAUGUUUAGUGAAUUAACUUGAAAGUACAACUUGCUUAUCACCGUCGGCCAUUUUCCUUUUAUUAUAUGUAAGCCCCGAGGUUCAUCUUUCUGAAAAAUGAUUGGUUGGUCACUGCAAACGUCUCUUCUUAUGAAUAUAUCUGCAUUUGAUGCAUACGUGGUAACAGUGCGGAUAGAGAGAAAUCACUUGAGAGAUUAUAUGAUCUAGAUUGAAACUAGACCAUCAGGCAGCUGCGAUUGCAGAAUCCCUACGAUGACUGUAAAUUAGGCGCUGGAAUUUUUUAAUUUUUUUUUUUUGUAAUAAGAUUAUACUUAUGUUGAUUUUAACUGUGGACAAGAACAUAUGUGGUAAGAAGAGAAUAAAAAAAUUUAAGAGCAAUAAUGGAAUGUGUGUGUCAUAGGUGUUUGGUCUUUUGCUAUUAUUACCAAGGAUGAGGGGAAGUGCUGAGCUGAUUUGUUCUUAUUUUUGCUCACUGAUACAUGUUCAACUACACAAAAAUAAGUCGUGUAUAUACGCUAAACUGAGUCUUGCGAGCAGACAAAAAUGAUAACAUACACAGCUAAUUGGUGGCAUUAUAAGUUACCUUUGGUUUAUGAUUACACCCUGUUCCAAAUUAUUAUGCAAAUUCUAUUUAAGUG
Molecule: messenger RNA, 11620 nt
Organism: Pelobates cultripes (western spadefoot toad)
Lineage: Eukaryota; Metazoa; Chordata; Amphibia; Anura; Pelobatidae
Source: the annotation of a GenBank genome assembly